This is a messenger RNA of Porites evermanni, 22066 nucleotides long. The record is from the annotation of a GenBank genome assembly. Lineage: Eukaryota; Metazoa; Cnidaria; Anthozoa; Scleractinia; Poritidae.
UAUUUUGCAGAGUACUCCAGCUAUAUAAACCAAAAAAAGAACGAGAUAAAUAAGAAACAGGAAGGAGCCAGGAAAUUACUCGUUGAAUUCGCAAGAGAAAUUGAAGCCAGUUGCCAAGGUAAGAAGAGGAGAAUCCUGAGAAAACCAGAACAGCGCGCUAGCACGUCGACUUCUUCAUGUACUGGACUGUUGUUGUACCGGACAUUCGCUGCUACCUGGGGUCUCCAAGGAUUGGAAAAGGACUAAAAUAAGUCAAAAAGCUAAAGACCUCUGAGCUAAGUCGACUUCCUUAAAAAGAGAAAAAUACUUUCUGAACACAAUGGGGUCGGGGUUAUGGGGAGCAUGAACUAGAAAACUACAAAAAAAGCUUUGAUAUGAUUUGAUUACCAUAAUUUAAAAUUCUGUAGGGUUAUAUAGACAUCCGAUUUGUUUCAUUCGCGGAUGAGCCAGUUUUGGAUGCGGCUACUAAUGCUAGCCAGUUCAGAAGAACAAAAUUCCAAAGAAGCCAUUUGCAUGAUUAGCCUUAUCCUCUACCCUAACCGUGCUCCGCGGUACCAGGUAAUUGUACUUGACAGGCCACAUUUAUAUGAAGCCAAGCGUUGUCCGGGAAGGAAUACAUUGACUCGCAUUAGCAUAAAAAAGGCCAAUUUAUAACAUUAACAUUUAAUUUCUUCUUCGCAACAAAGAAUUAACAUGCAACUUUGAUGUAUCAAUGUGCGGUUUCAAGCAAGCCAAAGAUGACAAGUUUGAGUGGACCCGAUACAGGCGAAACACAAGUUCUUCCGUUAAAGGACCUUCCUCUGAUCACACCACUGGAAACAUGACAGGUGAACUCUAAACUAAUAACAACAAGCCAGACCUGCUAUUAGCAAAAACAGUUAAAAUGUAUUAACUCACUAACUGUAAUUUGCAUAAAGCCUAGGCCCCAAAGGUCGUUUUUAUUUUUCUUGAGACGAGCCAAACUUAGUGAGUUAAGUUCAUGAAAAGUUCGACUUCGGGCUCAGUUGAUUUCGUCUGAAUGAGUUUAGAUCGUCCAACACGUUCUGUGCGACUGCUUCAGACGGAUAGAACGUCUGAAGAUCGUCUACGGGACAAACUAGCGUCGAUCUUCACAGAGGAAAUUUCAAUCAACUUUAUUCGUAACUUUAGAGAAAACAAAGCAAUCCUUCAUAAUUUGCAAUUACAUGUUUUAAAACAAAAAUAGACAGCUAAACCGCAGAAGUGAAGUGAAAAGACACCAAAAAAAAAAAAAGAAACAAACAAAAAAAAAAAAAUAACAAAAAAAAAAAAAAAAAAUAAAAAAAAACAAAAAGAAAAUAUUAAAAAUAAUAAGCAGCCAAAAAAUAAUUACUAAAAAAGAAAGUACUUUUAAAAGGAUUGAGGAUUAAAAAAAAAAAAACGAAACAAACAAAAAACAAAAAAUAACAACAACAAAAACAAAAACUAGAGCAAAACAAAAAGGAAAUUUUACAUAUUGUGAGCGCCCCAAAAAUUAUUUCUAAAGAAGGAAGUACUUCUGAAUGGACUGAGGUUUAGAUAUUAGUGGUAUUAAGUAGCAUUUUCAUUUGGAAUGAAGGGGAACGCAGUCACAUCAAGCUAAGAGUCUAUUUUAAGGUGUUUCGAUAUAACAGUUUUUCGGAGACCAUACCGAUGUUUUUCAGUCCCCUUAAAAUAAUAUACCAAAAUUUCUUAGCAUCGUAAAAUGAUGUUAAGCAGCCUUCUGACGCUACUUAAGAUUUAUUUGAGUUGUUUAGAACUUUUUUUAUUAAAAAAUGUAUCACUGCUAUUGAAAAUGUAAGGUUUGAAAUAUAUUUACGUUUUAUUUGAAUUCAAAAAUACAGAAUAAUUUUUUACUUGUCACGGAAUUUAUUUGCUAAACACCACGCUUUAAGUUUCUGGUGUCGGAUUUUCUGUAGCAGGUUUAUAUCGCACAAAAUUCGGAUUUUAUCGAUUUUGAAGUUUUUUGUUUAUUGUUGUCAUAGUGACAUCGAUUUUGCUAAAAGCUGCAUUUUGACAAACUUCAAUUCAUAGUCAAUCACUGGUGAAAAUUUUAUAGCGAUCAGACAAGGUAAAAACCACUUUUAAGGCGUUUGAAAAAUAUCGAUAUGACCUCUGAAAAACUGUAUCGAAACACCUUAAGCUGAAUAGUUAACUUGUAUAUAAAUUCAGAUGCCAUAGCUAUCUUUUGCAUUGUUUCGCCUGCGUAGUAAGACGUAAGUCCUUUAUCUGUUGAUUGAAUAAAUUCAAUUUGGAGAGGAUUUAAAUUUCUGCUUCUGGCAAAAGUUUCCUGUCAUGUCGAGUGCGGUCAUGAUUGCAUCGUUUGAAAAGUAUUCCGUGCUCGCUCUCGUCGCUGGUCGACAGAAGCACGGUUCUUUUGCUCCUUUUUUGCAUCAGGAGAAUUUGUCUCCUCGUCCGCGGAAAUUUCAAUUAGAUUUUCUAUUCGACCGAGGGUCUUAAUGGGGUGGUGCCUUUUACGGUUAUCGGCUAAAGUUUUGGGUCUUUUACGGCUAUCGGUUAAUUUUUUUCAGUUACGGUUAACGAAAACGUUAAAAAUUAGCUUCCUUUGUUUCAAAGAGUUAAAUAUUAAUAAGCCUAUAUUUUUUGCAUCUUUAAAGCAAAAUAGAGGUAUUAGGAUUAUCUCGGGAUGAGAUAAGUUAUUCUUUUGAUAAAUUGUAGUAUUUGAUAGAUCAUACUUUUAAAGAACAGUCGAACCUCCAUGUGCGUCGCCCUCUGGUAAGCGAUCACCCUCUUAUAAGCGACCGCCAAUCCAAAACACCAAAAUUUCUUAGUCAAAGCCUUACAGUUGGACCCUUUAGUAAACGACCAUCUCCUGUAAGAGACCGCGACCACUUUUUGGGCCUGGAAGUUUAAAAUGACUUUCCAUUAUUUUUAACCUCUUGUCAGCGACCACUUGAGGCAUACUCUGAUCUCUAUGUGUUAGCUCUGUGCACUUUGCUACUUAGAAUACACGAAGAACUUUAGCAACAACAUGGAACUACACAUGGCGUAACUUAGAAAUUGCAUACAAUAAAUUAUCUUCCAUAAAGUAUAUGUGCCCGGACCUCUUCUCGAAAGAGGCCCCCUGUGGCUCGAUUCUUGUGAGCGACCACCUCCCGUAAACGACCGCCAAGUCUUUGCAUUUUGGGUGGUUGCUCACGGGAGGUUCGACUGUAUUCCACUUCUAAUAUAUAGAUUUAUCCAGGCUAAAAGCGAGGCUCCCAUUAAUAAAAGCUAUAAUUUAAAUCAAACAAUAAACUUGUAUUCCACAAUUCAGUUAACUUUAGAGAACAUAGCACGUUCAUGUGACUUUUGAAGGAAAGACUAAGUGAUUUUAGAGAAAAAAUAAUUUGCAAACAGCCCAAGAGUGAACCAAAUCUUACAUCGAGUUGAUAGCCUCAUAUGUGCACCCAAAAAAUAGCAAUCAUCUUCGAUCACAUUUAAGAGCUAUGAUGGCUCUUGAUCACCGUAGAUUAAUUAGGCCUGGAAAAAAAAAAAUCAGGCCGAAUUUUUUGCUUUCGGCAAGUUGACUUUACAAAAUCUUGCCAACGAAUCUGGGUGGGUGUAAACCAGCCUUUUAUACCAUUUAUACAUCACAUCUGAGGUAAAACAGUACUAUGAGAUACUGUUCUUAUCAUACAGACCUUGGACAGAAUGCAGUAUUUCACAAUUUUGCAAUACUAAUAAUAUACACGAAAAAAUUACUCAAUUCUGAUUGGCUGAGAAAGGAGUGCAGUUCUUCUGUAAGACGAGUGCAAAUUACAAAUGGUUUCUGAUUGGCUGAAAACACAAAAGAAACCACCAAGAACCAAUCAGAUUAGAGCUGCUUUAACAACAAAAUUCAAGAAAAUGGCCAUGGUUUUCAGCAGACGACGACAGGAUUUAAUUUUGUACGCAAAAUAACAACAGAGAAGUUAAAAAAUAUUCCAAAAACCCGAAUACAGUAAAAAGUACGUCUUUCUGGCUAAAUGUACUGAAAAUGCGGUGCUAAGAGGAAAAUACUGUCAACAAAAUCGGGGAAAGUAAGCCAGAGAAACUAAAAAACAAGAUACUUAUAACAGACUACGCUAAAGCAAAAAAAUAAAGAACAAAAACGGUUGCAACCACACGCAAACCAUGACAGCUACACUUUUAAGGCAUUUAAAUGAACAAGGAUACAAGUUUUCCAUGAUAAAAACAGGGAUUUCAAGUCACGUACGUUAUUUGUUUGAGGAGAAAAGUGUCCGGUUGCUCUCUUUGAGUCUUUUGUGGAGCGAAGACCUCUAUUAAAACAUCCAUGCGAUGGUCUGUUUUUUUUCUACCUCAGUACCAAACGAAACCGAAAAUUUAAACAUCUGGUCCAAACUAAACCAAUGGGCGAAAAUACCAUAACUAACAUAAUGAAAGUAUCCGUAGCUGUUACUAGCCUUAAAGAAAGUGAGAAAAGAGUUUACGAAUCAUUGUGCAAGAAAAACAACACUCAGGAAGCUGAAGAAAGCAAAGAUUGUAAGUUCAGCACAUAUUACCAAUGUCACAGACCACAGAGGUAUAAACUUCCUUAACGACUACGACAAAACCGACGAAGAAGAGCUACGAUGACUCUUGCAGUAGGCCAAAUGAAAUAAUGAAAACCCCAGCGUUGAGAAAAAGCAAAUAUUAUAUUAAUACUGGCAGUUUCCGACAUAACAACAACUGCGGCUCCACUCACCCAUCGAUGACAGCGUGGGAAGAAAACAAAUUGCCUCCUUCAUUUUCGGGUUUGAAAUCUCAAAAAAUUCUCCAUGAAUUCAGCUGUGAUGGGGUCUCAGGAACAGACAAUGAUGAACAGUCGUUAAAAAAAACCUUAGCAAGUGUCUUUCAUCUCUGCAGGCUGCUCGAAGCGUUCUCCUGAUUUCAAAACGACAGUAUACUUCUUGUAAACGCUUCUUGUAAACGCGGAGCUCUCAUAAUGGAGGAUGAAUUUGAAAACACUUACUUUAAUUUGCUAAUUAUUGUAAACCGAGUUAUCUCUAACAGGCUGGUGACCAUAUAAAAUCAAUCCUUGCUCAUUUCCAAGUUCUUAGCUGAAUGAUUUUGAAAGUGUUGGGCUUGAAAAAGUUUGAAUUUGACAAAGGUAGUAGUCUGUUUCUACGGAAGCUUAUAGGUGCCAUUCGACAUCCAACAUCCGAGAUGCGACAUCGGACAUCCAAGAUUCGACAUCCGACGUUCCACAUCCGAGAUUCGACAUCCGACAUCCGACAUCCGAGAUUCGACAUUCGACAUCCGACAUCCGACAUCCGAGAUCUGACAUCUUACAUCCGACAUCCGAGAUUCGACAUCCGACAUCCGACAUUUGAAAGGAUGGCCGUGAAGUGUAGUGCCUGGGAUCAAGGGACCUACGAAGUGAGGUUUGAAAGGAAACAAUUCUGGUUUUGCUUAAUAUUUUCAUCAGUUUGCAUUGUUGCGAAUGCGUAUUACCCCGGUAUGCUCCUUCAUUAGGAAACGUGCAGCGAAGUCGUAUCCUUUUCAGGUCUGUACGAUGAAUUUAAACCAUUUGCUCUUGCACAUUUAAUUUUGUGCUUGUAAGUAAUAUGAUAAUUUCAAGACAUAGCAGGCUUUAAUCCGUUAAAUUUGGAAUAUUUUAGGGCUUGUUUACAUGGAGGUGGGGGACCUCAGGUAGGUGAGGUAACCCGCUUAGGCGGGGUAAAAAAAUAACUCCCCUUUACAUGCAAUCUUACAACCCCGCCAUCUCGGGGUGCACUUUCUCGAGACUAUUGAAUGGUCGCUAAGCACGUGAACAAGAAAAAUGCUGGCAAACCACGUGUUUUGGCGAUUAAUGCUCUUCUACACUCACUUGCUGCUGUUGCUGCAACCUUCAGUGCUGUGGCUUUCUAUUGUUACCUUUAAUAAUGAUGCAAAGCCACCGCCAAAGUGGAUUUUGCGCGAAUUUGAUGUAUUCCGAAUCCGACCACGGCUAGGCGGGUUACCCCCACCUUGAAACGUUUACAUGGCAAAAUUUGACCUCGGCUGAGAGGGUUACCCGGUCUGGCAGACCGGCCAACCCACCUUGGCGGGGAACCCCACCUAACAUGUAAACGUGAUCAAUUUAAAAUGAGAGAUUGUGUGGACAGGUAGGUUACCUCACCUACUUGGGGUCCCCCACCUCCAUGUAAACAGGCCCCGAAAACAUUCCAAACUUAACGGAUUAAAGCCUGCUAUGUCUUGAAAUUAUCAUAUUACUUACAAGCACAAAAUUAAUUGUGCAAGAGCAACUGGUUUAAAUUCAUCGUACAGACCUGAAAAGGAUACGACUUCGCUGCACGUUUCCUAAUGAAGGAGCAUACCGGGGUAAUACGCAUUCGCAAACAAUACAAAAUGAUAAAAAUAUUAAACAAAACCAGAAUAGUCCUCAUUAUUUCCUUUCAAACCUCACUUCGUAGGUCCCUUGAUCCCAGGCACUACACAUCACGGCCAUCCUUUCAAAUGUCGGAUGUCGAAUCUCGGCUGUCGGAUCGAUGUCGGAUGUCGAAUCUCGGGUGUCGGAUGUCAGAUGUCGGAUGUCCAAUGUCGGAUGUCUGAUGUUGGAUGUCGGAUGGCACCUAUAAGCUUCCGUACUACGUGUUUCAGCCAAUCAGUUGAAUGAACUAAAAACGCACGCGCUGUUAAGAUAUAUGGUAUCCGUGUAUAUUAUUAAGCAAAGUACCCAGCUUUUUGAGAAAAAUCCACUUUUCAGCAUAAAACAACCAAAUCUGUCUAUUUCAUAUAAAAUCAGGUGAAAAAGUUGGUAAAAGGCGAUUUUUAGGUUUUUUGAUUACUGGCUCCUGCACUUUUUUUGGUCUCUGAAAAAUUUACUCUUGCUUAAUUAUUUAUUCCAAAUUGCACUCGAAAUCAUGUGAUUACCUAUAUAGAGGGGAGAGGAACGGUUUAGGGAGGAGGGAUAAACGGCCAAAAAAGAUAGGGAGGAGGGAGAAAGGAAGCAAAAAAAAUAGGGAGACGGGAGAACCAGCUUAAAAAGGGAGGACGGAGAAUGUUCUUUUAAAAAAAAAUGUGACAUGAAUGUUUAAGGCCUUAGUAGCUCUUAAUUCAAGGACCUUACUGACUCACAGAUGACGGCAGCUUUGGCCACGAGCUGCAAGUUAAAGUGUAUGUAAGAUUUCUCGCAUGUAGUCUCAACAAUUUCUUGCCCUCCCCUUGUGAGUCUUGUGAGGUCAUCAUUUGUACAUCGUACCCAGUCUUGGCCGAGCGGUGAUGACAGCACUGAUCUGUCUGAAUUCCGGGCUUUUGUUACUUCUUUUGUUUAGCGUCGGUUUUCGCGAAUCUGAAGUUUUCGGAGUUUUUUGAGUAUCAAGGUGAAUGAAUGUUAUUUUCAUGUGAAAGCCGUUUUUCGGUGUUACUGAAGAUUGUUUUGAAAUUGAAUCUCGAAAGUCUCCUUCCUUGUUUAUUAUUAUUAUUAUUAUUAUUGUUAUUAUUAUUAUUAUUAUUAUUAUCAUUAUUAGUUGUAGUAUAAGGCUAAACUAACGCUGCAUGGUUUAUGACCUAACGCUGAAACACCAGAAGAAUUAACACCCAGCAAUGUGAAAUAACGUCCACAAGUUCGGGGAAUUACACCCGAUGCAUAGAUUUAUUUAUAGUAGUAAGUAGUAGCAAGUAGUUGUGAGUAACCAUUCUGACCGUUAUACGGUAGUUAAAAUAAAUGUUGUAAACAUCAAAGCUUCAAGCUUACGUGACAAAACCGAAAGGUAGUAUGGGAAGAACGAGAUAUAACGACAUGACAAACGUGUUUCGUACGUGGAAACGAGGCACUGCGGUGAAGUAGCAAAUAAAAUAAGCCUCUUAAAAGACUUAUCAGGGAGAAACGGCCGAAAAAAAUUAGGGAGGAGGGAGAAAAAUAGGGAAAAAAUAGGGAGAAUAGAAACUUAACUGCCCGUUCCUCUCCCCUCUAUACAAAUUGCACUCAUUCAUGCAAUAUUCAGGACGAUCGAAGCGCGCGUGGGCUAAACCGUUAAAAAAAUGUCCAAAAUCACCUAUACGGCCAGCCGGUUCUCACUUUUGCUGUGAGAGCUGUAGCGAGUGUUUGAACGAACAUAAAUAGCGUUAAGCUCCAACAUAAUAAAGAAUUUAUUAUGUUUAUUUUUUAUUUAAUGGUUUUAUCGAUGUGUAUUAAAUCUAAAAACUACUCCACGAACUACGGUUUCUUAAGACAAAUUAUAUCGGCUGAUGAUGUGGUCUCUGAUGCAUUUCGAUGACAUAAUAAACAAAAUGAAGGGGUUACAGGAACAUGCAGUGCAAACUUCUACUUGUUGAUCCUGCAUGUGCAAUCAGGCUCAGCAGGAGAAAGGUUCUUUUCAGCGGCUUGAAAUUUAUAAACAUGACUCCGCUCAACAAUGACUAAAGAAAGGUUCAGUAACCUGAUAGUUCUAAACAGCCACAAAGAGAGAACAGCCAAAUUUGCCUCUACGCCACCCCCCCCCCCUUCCCCCCCCCCCCAAUUCAAAAAAGGGGGUCAUCGGCCCUCCCCCUUUAAAAAAUGCCCCGCGGGCCCUGAUUGGGUUCUAAUUUAUCCGAAACCAAUGCAAUGGAGAGCACAACAGUGGUUUGGUUCCUUUUAGAAANUGGUCUCUGAUGCAUUUCGAUGACAUAAUAAACAAAAUGAAGGGGUUACAGGAACAUGCAGUGCAAACUUCUACUUGUUGAUCCUGCAUGUGCAAUCAGGCUCAGCAGGAGAAAGGUUCUUUUCAGCGGCUUGAAAUUUAUAAACAUGACUCCGCUCAACAAUGACUAAAGAAAGGUUCAUUAACCUUAUAGUUCUAAACAGCCACAAAGAGAGAACACCCAAAUUUGCCUCUCCGCCCCCCCCCCCCCCCUUCCCCGCCCCUCCAAUUCAAAAAAGGUGGUCAUCGGGCCUCGCACUUUAAAAAAUGCUCCGCGGGCCCUGAUUGGAUUCUAAUUUAUCCGAAACAGAUGCAAUGGAGAGCACAGCAGUCGUUUGUUGCUUUUUAGAAAACGUGAGUUCUUCGAUACAUUUUCUGUAAUCCGACCAAAAAAAAAAAUACAUAUAAUGUAUGGAAGAAGUCAAAUUUUCUGAAAAGUGAGAAAGGUCGAGCGACGACUGCUGUGCUCUUCACAUUUCGAGUAUAGUUUCUUUCAGUUCAAGAGUUAAAAUUAGGAAAAAAAUAAGUUCACUUUGAACCCCCAUACAAACUUUUGAUUUCCCCGCCGUCUUUUCCUGGAUUACCCAGCAUGCCGUUACAACCGUGAAGGGGUCUGUUAAAACCUCAAACCUUUGGCGCGAUAACUUCUAUAACCGUUACGGCAGUCAGACUUCAAAUGUUUGGGGCGAAAAUUGAUGUUCAUGUUCACGUGAAAGUGGAGAGUGUAGCUAAAUGUCGUGGGUCGUGGGUCGUGGGUCGUGGGUGUGGGUGUGGGUGUGGGUAAAUGUCGCGGGUAAAAAAAGUAUAGAAAAAAUGAUUAAGUAAAGUAAUUAAAAAAAGGAAAUAAAUAGAAAAAGGUUGUAAAAUAUUCAUGAAACGAAAAUCUCAACCUCCUUAAUUGCCUUUUUCGUCACGACUUCUUCGUCCUCUUCCUGAUAUUUCCUUAGCUACGUGGGACUUGGCUCCCCUUUCACAACAUCACUGUAUAAAAGGCAUGUUGCCGAUGAAGAUUUAUCCAUACCUGAGCUAUCGCCGCGAAAUAAACGAAACAGACGUAAAUAAUACCUGCAAUUUGCAGAAAGUAUGAGACAGCUCUGAAUCGCUGAAUGGAAAUAGCUGCUCUUUAUUAAUCUUUAUUCGAUCUACAAUUCCAAUGAUCAGCAAAGAUGUUUUAACACUAUGGAGUGCGAUCACAGUGAGAAAGGGGAGAGAAAAAGGACAAUUUGAGGUAUUUCAUAUCUUUGGAUAGAAGUCUUUCUUAAAGAAGUUUUAGGUCUCUUACCUUACGAAGGAACUACCAUCAUUCCUAACCUUUCAAGUUAAAGACGCGAGACUGUAUGUAAAGUUUAUUGCCGUACGGAAAUACAAUUUUCUCGAUCCUUUUUUGUUUUGUUUUGCUUACAAAAUCUUUGCUGUAACGAUCCGACAUAUCAUUCCUUAAACUGAAAGGACGUUUCAGUCACGAAUGUUGACAUCUUUGAGAAAAAGCUGUUCAGUCUCCAGUUUUUCCAUAGCUUGCUUCAGGUUUACAUAGUGUAAAGAGUUUCUUUCGGUGAUUUUUCACCUGAAUGCCUUUUUAGUGUCCGUUUGUACUAAAGGAUUCGCGGGGAAGAGGAAUAGGACUGGUAUGCGUACGCGGAGAUUUUCGUUUCAUGAAUUUUACAACUUUUUGCUAUUUAAUUUUUAAUUUUUUACUUUGUUUGGAAGACUUUUUUUUUCACCCACGACAUUUACCCACACCCACACCCACGACCCACGACCUCUACCCACUACCCACGACCCACGACAUUUAGCUACCCUCGCAGACGAACCUUCGCCGCACACGCGCGAACUCAGUUCGCCGGUCUUAAAGUUUGUAGGUUUCGUUGGCGCGCUCUCAACCUCCCAACCUGCAGCGUGUUAUUUUUAGUUCUACUGGGAAAUUUUUUAGUGUGCACUUCGCUGGUUAUUUUUCCUCUCUGUAUCCUAACAGGAUGAAUCUUUUUGUAGAAGCAAAAAAGUUCAUUGACUUCAUUUCAUGUUCCGUUGACAUAAGGCUGAGCAAUUCAGGCGAAAUAUUUAAGAACAAGUUUAUUAUGUUUCCAGUCUAUAAUUUCUUUAAACUGAUCUCAGUCUUUUCUGGUUAUGACAUAUCUAGUACAACGAGAACUAGAUGAUAUAACAAAAUUGGACAAUCCUCAAUUGAAAAUGUUUAACGAGGAGUGCAGCUACGCUCUCAGCUCUAGAUGUCUGCUCAUUUCUGACAGCCCCUGUGAAAAUAGGGCCAUUUGGCCCUAUGAUUGAAAAAGCCGUAAAAACAUUUAGCCACUUCCGAUCGCCCCCAAAUUUGGUUCACAGGAAGUAGAAAGGUUAAGCCAAUACACCGUAUUCACAAAUGGCGGACACGCGGGAAAAAACUGGUGCCUAGUCAUGAAACCGAGGCGUUGGAGGAUAAACAAAAAUUGCAAAUGAAGACUUUCAGUGAACUUGCAGAGUGUCAAGCGCGGAUUCCACCUAAAAUAACUUUGUACGGACUUCUUUUUAAAUACAAUUACGUGGGAUGUCUUCUGCCUUUAAUAUUUAGUAGUGAUUUUCUGUUUGCAAUCAAAAGUGACGCGUAUAUCUUCAAGGAAACAGGAUGAUUUUGUAGGUAUCCGAAGCAUCAGAAGCUCGACAAGUGGGCGAUCGCCGGAGAAAAGCGGCAAAAUGUUGGCCCAAACUUCACAUUGAAUCCGAGUACGAAAGCCAGAUCACUACAAUUCUGUAAAACGGAUUAAAAACAGAUAUUGGUGGCGAGAAAAAGAGAAAUAAGCGACGGAUAUAUGGCCUACUUGUUAACGGAAGAGACCUCCGCCAUUACACAAAACAGGUCAAGUCGAGAGCGGGUGAAAGAUUCAUUCACAAGGCUCAUUUAUUCAUGUCAGUGUCUUUUUAUACAUAUCUAUGUAUGUAUGUUUGUGUGCAUUUACAACUUCCUCUGGAUCAUAUUAAUUUCGUCGCUUUGGAGUGAAUUGUCACUGAGGUACGUUGGCAUAGCUUAGUAAAAAAUCUCAUGACUUCUUUGUCAUUGCGAAAUAAUUAAAAAUAAUUUUAUUAAAAUUAGAAGCUGUACUGUGUGAAUUUUAUGGCUUGCUAUUUGCCUGGUCUCCUUUAGGGCAUUAUCUCAGAGAGCUCUUGGUAAAAAAGUAGAAUAAAGCUUACAUUUUACUAGGUUAAACUUUUAAGGCAACGUUUGUGUCAGGAAUGAACACGGCAAGCUUCUGAUUCGAGUCUGGAUCUGUUUAAGAAGACCAUCAUUUUAUUUAUUUAUGUAUUCUUCAACUUUAAAAUAUUAUGAAACAUUAAGUUAAAACUCUUGACAGCCAAAGAUAAGAAAUACGAAAUUACUCGCUGAAAUGAUAUGUGGCCGGCUUACCGAGUCUGCCGCGUAACAUGUUGAAAUUUUGAGCGUACUCCACUCGAUCGCUCCUGCAUUUAUACUUAAAAAAUAGUUCUAAUUGAUGUCCUUCAUCGAUAAAGACCAGAGAAUAACGUCCUGGCAAACAAAAACCAAACAUAACUUCAUCGAAACCUCAGUCACCUCUUCUGUCCUGUCUUCCUUUUUUCCAUCUCGACUUGAACUCACUGUGUUUCAGUUCAACGGCAGACGUCUCUUGCGUUAACAAGUAGGCCAUAUAUCUGUCGCUUAUUUCUUUUUUUUUCUUGCCACCAAGAUUUGUUUAUAUUUCUGUUUCACCGAAUUGCAGUGAGCUGGCUUUCGCACUCGGUUUCAAUGUGAAGUUUGGGCCAACAUUUUGCCGCUUUUCUCCGGCGAUCGCCCACUUGUCGAGCUUCUGAUGCUUCGGAUACCUACAAAAUCAUCCUGUUUAUAUUACUUAAAGAUGUACGCGUCCCUUUUGAUUGCAAACAGCAAAUCACUGCUAAACAUUAAAAGCAGAAGACAUCCCAAGUAAUUGUAUUUAAAAAGAAGUCCGUACAAAGUUAUUUUAGGUGGAAUCCGUGCUGAACACUCUGCAAGUUCACUGAAAGUCUUCAUUUGCAAUUUUUGUUUAUCCUCCAACGCCUCGCUUUCAUGACUAGGCACCAGUUUUUUCCCGCGUGUCCGCCAUUUGUGAAUACGGUGUAUUACAGAGCCAGUUUCAGAUCCCAACUGUUGAUAUGCUUUACGCAAUGAUGUCAGGUUAAAUCUGAGAAAAUGGAGGGCGACCUGGUAAAUAAAUUGUGGCAGCUUUGGUCAUCAAGAAAUGCUUUUAGCGACCAAUUUCGACCAAAUCUGUCCUUCACAGUGAAUUUCAAAGCUUUUUGGAUCAUGGUAAAUAAAUGUAAAAGUCGAGGUAAUAUAAGAAAAGGUAUAUAACAAUAGCGUGCUCUUCGCUAUGAGUUCAAUCUGCUACACAUGUUCAGUAAAUUCAAUGAAAUAUUGCUUCUUAGUUUGGGUUUAUACCGUCAAAGCCUUGCUUGUUUUCAUAAAUAAAGUGUUUGAAUUCAUAUGUAUGUGUCAGCUUGAUUUAUAAAUGAAAACAUAAGGAUAACAGACAUUUUCUACAAUAAAUUAUAUAAAAUUCUGCAUCGUUCAAUCUUUUUAGCCGAUUGUUGAUUGUUGCUAGAUAACAAGAGAGAAAAAUGUUAUUUUAAACCUUACGCUCAAUCCAAGUAUUAAUAUCACAAAAUCUCAUUUUAUAUUUGAAUUUUGAGAAAAUGUAUCUUGUAAAUUUUUUCAGUGAAGUAUUAUGGGCGUCCAGAGAGCAACUUUUUUUUUGGCAGUUUAUUGUAUGCCCUUUCAAAUGAGCUAUAGCUUUUUAAGCUUGGGUAAAUAACAGUGGAGAUAUAAUUUUUUUUAAAUGUAUAGUCAAAUUUGCUGUUUGCUCGCCUGUCAGAAAGCUGCUAUUCUCUAUCCAUCUUCUCUUCAAAGGUUAUUACAUGUACAUAGAAGCAUCCAGUCCACGUCAACCAGGUGAUGAUGCAAAAUUGUACAGUCCUCCACUGAAGUUCCUUGGGAUUAUGUGCCUUGAAUUCUAUUACUAUAUGUCUGGUGCAUCUAUUGGAAGCCUGAACGUUACCAUAAAUGAAACAGUAGUCUUCUCUGCUAAUGGUGAUAAAGGAGACGUAUGGAAUAAGGCCAGUAUAAAUAUAUCCUCAAUUGUGGGAUCGCAGCUGGUAAGCAUUAAUGAGACAAUCACUAAAUAACGACCCUGAAAACGGUUUCUCUGAAAGAGGUAACUUUUAAAGGAAAAAAGCGAUAGGAAUAUUUUUGUUCCGGAAGGGCCCUACUCUAAGGUUUACACGGCGAAGCGGAUUAUUUGUUCACGUUGAAAAUUUAUUUUAAUUUGGUUUUCGCGUCUAAAUUCUUCAAAUCUUUAUUUAUGUUAUGAGUCUUAUCUGUAUUUGACAGCAAAAUAAGUAAAAAAGGUAAAAGCGUAGACUUGGUUACUUUAGUUCGUUAUGACUCCCCCGCCGCCGACUUCAUCUUACCGUUAGAGGGCAGUUUGGGGGGAAAUGAAGCUAAUUUGGGAAGGAAAUAAAUUAGGGUGAAGAAAGGUAACAUACACCUGAUAAACCCGUUAGUCAGCUAAUAGGCUUAGAAACCAUUAAUCUCGUACCCAGAUUUCUUGUUAAGGAAGCCGGAGGCGAGGGUCAAAUCCGAAUUGUACACAUGAUUGCCUGUCAGGAUUGCGUGACAGGCAAUGCUCGAAAUCACUCUCAAAAUCGCCGCUUUUUGACGUGUUUAACAACGAAUUUGAUAAAGCGUGCAGUUUUUUUAAAAUCUGUAAAAACCCCUAAAUCCAAUCUUUGUUAAUUUGCCAAUUGUUUUAAAAUUUAUACCCUAGCCUUCCCUAAUUUUUGUACAUUUAAAACAUUUGAAUAAUCUUCUAAAAAGUUUUCAAAAAAUUAUGGGACCAAGGUCUCAAAACUGAGUCAUUUUACGAUUGAACAAAAUAGUGGCUGACAUUUAAAGAAAAAGAGACUAUAAAUAAAAAACAUAUAAAAUGUAACUUAUGUAACUUAUGUAUCAUAAUUCUUCUUUUCAAGGUGGAUAUGCAUUGCUAUAAGAGAUUUCCUUGGGGCUUUCUUCAAGAAUUGCUAUUUUACGUCUAUUUAUAUAAAGUACUCCUUCUAACUGUAUGGCUUAACUUUUCAUUAUUUGAAAAACUAAUGAGUCUUGUCAAGAGCCAUAAUCUCUUGGUCUUGUAAAGUCAAUAGAGAUAUAAUUAAAAUUCAUACUUGGGUGAGAGGCUUAGGGGCAUAAAACAGCGGAAAUCAUCUCGAGCCGCCAGCAAUGAAUAAUACGUUUCUUUUGUUUCAAUCCUCCAAGCCUCAGCACCAUCGAGCCAACAGACCUCAGAGAAGAUCUAAAAAUAUCUUAAGAGGGAUUACGAUGGGUAUAGUGCCUAUAUGGGGGAUUAAUUCUGUUAGCCAGUUUAUCCUCUCUUGUUUUAAAAUAUCAAGAAUUGUCUUUUAUAAAAGCCUUUCUUUUGGGCUUAUUACCUACAAUAUCAUGUUUUUGACAGGUAAUAUUUGAAGGCGUAGUUGGCAGCAGUUACACUGGUGACAUAGCAAUUGACGACUUCUCUUUGAAAGCAGGGUCAUGUUUUUAUGGUGAGUACUGAAUAAUUGCACAUCAGUCACCUAUUUUAAGCUCAGGCAGACCACCCUCUGUUCGUGUGGCAGUUGUUGUGAGCAUCGAUAUUUUGUAUACUUAAUUAAUACAGAUUCAAUUAAAUCUAAAUGUUUACAUAAAAAUUCAAGCAUUGGACGGUGAAAGAAAAAAAAUAUAAAAAACAUAACAACGAAAUGACCAAGUUAACAUUUCGCUUGAAUUUUUAUUGAAACAUCUAGGUUCAAAUCUGUAUUUUAGACAACGUAUAUCUGUAUUUCUCAUUGCUCAUCGGACAGUGAAAAAAGGUUUUUUUCUGUGGGCUGGUUAACAACUUCUUGUAAAAAAUAUUUACGGCAAAAGUCAAACUUAAAACUUUCGCUUUUGGGGGAAACUUUUAAGCAAUUUUAUUUAUCUAAGGGCAACUUUUGAGCAAGGUUUUCUGAUAUUUUGAGUCUUUUUUAACUGAAUUUGAAGCAUCUUUAGUAGAGUUUGAAUGGGGUUUAGUGUUUAGUGUUAUUUGCUCAUAAUUUUUAGUGUUUGCUGUUAAAUUGGUCAAUUUUUUAGUGUUUGCUGUUUCCGAAGGAAAUACUGUUAAAUGUUUGGAGGGUUCUUCAGACAUCUUCGGUAAUGGUCGACCCUCUUCGAUUCGUUAGUCUUCGAAAAUCUUUGGCAGUCUUCGGGAAUCGUAGGUGGCCUUCGGAAAUCUUCUGAAAUAAUCCGGAUUUGUCGUAAAAUGACUUGUUGAUAUACUAAACAAAACAAUAUUGGCCUUUUUGGAGCCGUUUUUUGCGUCUUCUUCCUGGGAAAAAUUUGCUGUUUCAAAGAAUUUUUUUACCGUUAGUGUUAAAAUGCCUAAAAUUCAUUUACUGUUUCAUGUUACAAAGCCAAAACAGUGAGGUGUUUAGCGUUAUGGAGGUACUCCCAUUCAGACCCAUUGCAACAAUAGAAUGUGGAAAGAUUCGGCAAAAACCUGGCUAUACAGUUAAUGAAGUGCCGCUAACCAAGAAUAUACGCGGGCUCCUUUUGUCGCCCACAAUAAUUCAUUGCUAAGGCUCCACUGGCGGCCCACAGUCUUUGGGAGUAAAACAGCAAAACAAAAACACAUUAGGUAAGUCAUUUUUAUUUCUAUUUUUGUCAAAAAAAUGGAAUUGUUGGUUUUCAGUGUCACGUCAUUCAAAAUAGAUCAAAAUAAAAAUCAAAACUGUCCAAUAGAUAGAGUCCAGAAUCUGGGAAAUGAAAGGAGGUACAUAUACAAAGACCCUCGCCAAGAUUCAGGUCAGAGGAAUAUUUCGUAUACGAGAUAUCCGAAAAAAUGUUUAUUUUACCCAAACUUAUAGAGAUUUGUAUGGAGACGCCAUGCUGGUGCUCACCUGGAUGAUCUCCAACAAGGCGGACGGAAACCAACAGAAACAUCUGUUACCGUGUUUGGCUACAAAAGGGUGCAUUUAUUCUUCGAGAAACUCAUAAACAUUAAAGUAAUACUUUUUCUAAUACAUGAACUGUUUAGAUAGCAAAAUGUCCUGAAAUAAGUCAUUUUUUUAACCUACAUGACAGCUCUCUUGGCCGUCAUGUAAAUGCCGCGUCACGCAAAAGCUUAGAAAUUCAAGCGUACUUUAUCACAAAACCAAGAACCCUUUUGAAGCGAAAAUUUGUAUGAAACUUAGUUUUCAGCUGCUCUAAUGCAUCGUGAAAGUAAAAUCUCGGUAGGAUCGAUAGUUUUUUAGUUUGAAUUUUCGUGACGUCAUGUGAAAACCAACAAUAUAUAAUUAGGACUUAUUUUGUUCAUUUUCAUACAUUCUCUUAUAUAUUCAAAGUCCAACGAACUCCCACAGAGUUUGGGCCGCCUGUGAAGCCCCCAAGGUGAUUUCUUUUGUUUGUUCUCUUAAGCCGGCUCUCAGCCAAGUAUGGAUUUUAAUAUAUCGAAAAUGCCCCCCCCGGGGGGGGGGGGUACUCCCUUAUAUGGCCUAUACGGGGAUGUGCCGCUCGACAGGGUAUGGUUUACGUCCUCUCUUUCCUAAACAGGGUAUACAAUGAUUUGAAUUUCGUGCAAGUCUGUCUUAAACAGGGGGUGCGAUUUCGCACAAGUCUGUCCUAAACUGGUGUGCAUGAUUUGCGCGAGUCUGUUCCAAUUAUUAACGGGGUGUUUCAUGCACGAUCGAUUUUCUUCUUAGUGCAAACGUUUGCAGAUAUCUAGUAAGUCAUCACCCAAAGCACUUACUGGAAUAAAUAUAUAAUGCUAUUGAGGGAGUUGUCCUAAACAGGGUGCUAAAAUUGAGAGUGUUGUCCUAAACAGGGCACUAUGUAUUUUAGGAAUGUCUUGUCUUAAACAGGGUCAGGGUUUCAAACCCUCAGCGGCUCACCUGUACCCAAAUAUUGGUCAAGUACCCCCCUCCCUAGGGGAAAUACAUGGUCUAUUUACUUAAGACUCAUUAUUCUUGCAAAACUAAUGAAAAAUUAACUUAACAGGGAAAAGGAGUAAUUUUAUAAAAUUAAUUUGAAAAGUCUCACUUAAAACAACAAUUUAAAAGAAAGCCCCAAGGAAACCUCUUUAGGCUGUACUUCUUUAGCAUGUUUAGUCUACGUGCGAACGGACGCAACCGACCUCCCAACAUUGCACGUACUUUAAUCAUGUUAAAGACUAAGUACAGUCAGUACAGUCGACUCCCGAUAACUCGAACCUUCAAGGGAAGUCGAGAAAAGUUCGAGUUAUCGGAAUUCGAGUAGUCAGGAGCUCGAAGCAAAUAACAGAAAACAAGGUAAUGAGAUGACGAAGGAAUCAUGCUCAAUUCACUUCAAGCGCAGAAAGACCUGAAAGACUUGGAGAUUAUCGGCAGGAUUUUUUUGCAGGUCACAGGUCACAGGUCACCUCUGUGGAAGCUCAAUUGGAGAACAGAGUGGUCUAGUAAUUGUAAACAAUCCCUGCGAUCGUACCUUUCACACCAGUUCAAAAACUCAUUAAUAAUUCAUAAAGGCAAAAAAAAAGACAACAAGAAAUUAAUGUUUUUAUAUCUGAUAAAGACAGCUAAACUUUACAUCUAUUUUUUAGACCAAAAUAGCACCAAAUUUAAAUGUUAGUGAAAGAGUAAGUCGAUCUAUAUCAGAGAUUUUUCAAUCUUAGAAUGCGUUUUUCUAAUGCCGCAAAGCAAAAUACUGUCAAACUGUCUUUUAUAAUAUCUUUGCUGGUCAGAAAAAAAUUCGUAAUAGAGAACAUUUAAGUGCCAUUUCACUCAUCAUAGAAUAGAUAAACGUAAAGUACACUUCAAUUUAGCUAAAACUGCAAACAUAUGUGUACAUUCUGUUUAAUUCUGUACGAUGAGAAAAUGUAGAUCGAUUCAACUUACUGAUAGCUAACGAUAAGAAAACGAGCAAGUGUUUUACACGCGUUUUUCCUCUAUGUAAAAAUCAACCUCGUCCCCAGGGCGCUUUUCCCUGGCUUUGGAGGUAGACUACGAGUAGUCCCCCAUUUUUCCUUAGGGAUAGUAGAGUGAGCGAAACGCGAGCGCGCGUGAAAAUCACCGCGUGUCGUCUUUUCUCGCGUGGGGUGAUUUUCACGCGCGCUCGCGUUUCGUUCGCACUACUAUCCCUGAGGAAAAAUGGGGGACUACUCGUAGUCUACUUUGGAGGUGGUCCGCCCCACCUCCAAAGCCAGGGAAAAGCAUCCUGGGGACGGGGUUGUGUAAAAAUCUUUCAAGUGUCUCUUUUUUUCAAGUGAGGUUAGGGGAGUGGGGCGAACACUAGUACUCCCUUUUCCGUUUUUUUGGGAGCAAAAUGAACUGUAAAUGUUAGGUUCCUAUGUUAGGUUUCCUGUGCACUAGCAGGGUUCUAUCUAGGGUAUUUGAGGGGUAGAAGCUUCCCCCCCAAAAUGCCCAGCUUCCCCCCAAAAAGUAUUGUUAUCAUUACAGUAUAUAAGUAACUAUAUCGAAAAAAUCAUCAAGACGCGACGAGGUUAGUGCACACACGGUAACAUUUCUCAAAAUUGUCUCAAAAUGCACCAGAUUGCAUCUCAGUGCAUAUUUAUUUCAAAAAAUUUCCGGGGGGGGGCGGACCCCUCGAGGAGGCUUGUCGCCUUCGGCCACUCAGGACUUCUCCCCCAAAUGAUAAAUCCUAGAUAGAACCCUGACUAGGCUUCAGUCCGUGCGAGGUUUUGACAUUCGAGAUUAGGUCAAACCUCGACACACAUGUUCUUUUCAUCGCUUCGUUUUUUUCGUCUUUUUUCGGAUGAGGAUUGUUUAACUGGACUCACGUAUCAAAGGUGUCGAUCAUUACGGAGUCAUUACGGAUAUUACAGUAAAAGGUUACGGACACGGACACUUGCUUGUUUGUAAGGAUUUCUUUAUGCGGUAUUGUAUUCGAACAGUGACUGUGUUGAGCGUAGUUGAUCGGAUCGAAUAAAAUGUGGAAUUGGCACCGAAUUGACGGCUGCUACAUAAAGGACGCAGCCUUUGUGUCCACAUCCCGUCUUUUAUUUCUGAGUGUAAAUAAAUACCAAUACAGAAGGAACUUGGAAAAUAUUCUGCAAGAUAUUCUUAGGCCCAGUUCAGACGUCGUGCUUCUGCCGUGCUGAACUUAAUUGUAAUUUGGUUCGACUGUAGCAAGGCAGGAAAACAACUUUGAUUCAGACGUCGUGCCAGAGUUGAACCAAAUUCAGGAUUCACUGAUGCCUCGUAACAAUUCUUCUCCCAACUCCCCGUGGGAACGCAAUCUCGCCAAAAUACAUUAAUAUAAUUUAUGAAUUUUGUUUAGCGCGGCAGAAGCACGAUGUUUGAAUCGCUGCCGUGCCAGAGCCGUGUACCAUGGCAGCGCUUGUCGAACUUAAUUGCUUGCCGAACUUAAUUCAAAAGUUUGAUUCAGACGCCGUGCUUCUGCCGUGCUUUUGUCGAACUUAAUUCCUGAAUUUAGGGCCUGUUUACAUGGAGGUGGGGGACCCCAGGUAGAUGAGGUAACCCGCCCGUCCAUAUAAUCUCUCAUUUUCAGUACUUGGAUCACGUUUACAUGAUAGGUGGGGUGACUCGCCUAGGCGGGUAGCCCGGUCUGCCAGACCGGGUAACCCUCUCGGCCGGGGUCAAAUUUUGCCAUGUAAACGUUUCAAGGUGGGGUAACCCGCCUAGCCGGGGUCGGAUUCGGAAGACAUCAAAUUCGAGCAAAAUUCAUUUUGGCGGUGGUUUUGCAUUAUUAUUAAAGGUAGCAAUAGAAAGCCACAGCACUGAAGAUUGCAGCAAGAGCAGCACGUGAGUGUAGAAGAGAAUUAAUCACCAAAACACGAAGUUUCCCAACAUUUUUCUUGUUUACGUGCUUGGCGACCAUUCAAUAAUCUUGAAAAUGUGCACUCCGGGGUGGCGGGAUUGUAAGAUUACAUGUAAAGGGGGGUUAUUUUUUUUACCCCACCUAAGCUGGUUACCUCACCUACCUGGGGUCUCCCACCCCCAUGUAAAGAGGCCCUUAGUUCGGCACGGCAGAAGCACGACGUCUAAACUGGGCCUUAGAAAUGCAACUGCUAACUGUAUUUUUACAAAAAUAUACUUCUAAAUUUAAAUUUCGUCUCCCAACUUUAUCUAUGACCUGUAACCUGUGACCUCCAAAAGAAACCUGCCGGGAGAUUACUGAUAUUUUGAAAAUUCUAAGGGAAAAAAUGAACAACAAAGCAGACAAAGCUUGAUUAAUAAACAGGGCUGGAGAAAUGAUCUAAAGGGAAACAAAAAUUGCUUCGAGUAUUAUUUGAUAAUAAGCGGGGGGUUCGAGUUCACUGAAGGUAAAAUAACAGUAAAUCUAUGAAGGAAAUAAAGGGGAGAUGUCAUGAGGUCGAGUUAGCGAGAAUUCAUGAUAUCGGGAACCACUGUACUUUGUAUUUAUUUUUUUUUAUCUAUACUUGUAUCCAGAUUGUUUCAUUUAUCACUUCAAAAAAUAUCAAGAUUUAACCCCAGAAGGUUUUGUAGUGAAAUAUUUCACCAUCAAAGGAGGUCUGUUCCUCGUGUUCGGUGACGCUCAUAUCCGAACCAGUGCUUUCAUCUACAAGUUCAACGACUCGUCAAGAAAAUUCUUCCUUUACCAGACCUUGGAUUCAUACUUUACGUUCCAGGUGGAAUAUUUCACAAUUUCUGACGAACACUACCUUGCUGUUGCUGAAUUUGCGCUUAACGCAUCAGUUAUUUAUCGUUGGAAUGGACAUUUUUUUACUCCAUUCGAAAACAUUGCAGCAUAUGUACGGGACUUCAGUUUUUUUACAGUAGACAAAGAACCAUAUCUUGCCGCAUCCAGCCGUAACAGUUCAAUCUAUCAAUGUAUCAUCUAUAGGUGGAAAAACAUCACCUUUGAAAAGUUUCAGGUAAUAGGAGGUUCCUGUUCUGUAAAUUCGUUUAUAAUUGACAAUGAAACCUACUUUGCCCAGGCUGGUGGCUCAAUCAGACAAGGAAAAUCAGUCGUCGUUUAUAAGUGGUCAGGAGAAAGCUUCUCUAAACUGCAAACUCUCCCGCCAGCAUCAGAGGCAAAAUUCUUUAACAUUAAUGAACAAGUGUUUCUCGCCCUGGCAGGGUCUCAACGUGAAAAUACGAACUCGUAUAUUUACAAGUGGGAAGGCGGGCAGUUUAUUUUGUUUCAGUCCAUUAGUACUCUUGGUUCCUGGGUUCCUUGCGUGCAUUCAUUUGUCAUGUUAGGUCAAAUGGUUUUGGGUUUCACUGAACCGCAGGGCAAAAAGUCCACGUUGUAUCGGUUCUCUCUGGACAGGUUCACUAAAUAUGAAGAGAUUUCGACCUUUGUACCCACUUAUAUGACGACAUUUGAAUACAAGGGUUAUACUUACCUGGCUAUUGCUAAUUUUGCUAAUACCGGAGGCAUGACCCGAAGGAGUACUAAAAGCACGCUGUAUAAGUGGACUAUGGGAAUGUAA